This is a messenger RNA of Diatraea saccharalis (sugarcane borer), 1676 nucleotides long. The record is from the annotation of a GenBank genome assembly. Lineage: Eukaryota; Metazoa; Arthropoda; Insecta; Lepidoptera; Crambidae.
ACAGCAUGAUCAGAAAGUGCUAAAUAUAUCAUAAACACUACUUCACUUUGUACUGUCGGUCUAUGUAAGCUCGUAAACAGAAUUUCAAAUUUUAUAUGUUUGUCUCCAUAUUUGCCGAAUCAUCACCAGCCCAUUAACAUCUCUUAUACUUUGAGACGUAAUUAUUAAGAACAUUAUAAUUAUCAGAUAAUCCAUAGUUACUACCAACAAUUUUGAAAAUAUUUACAUUCACAAAUAAUUUCUCAUAAUUCUGUAGUACUAUAUCAUAAUUUUGUAGGUCUAUACUAAACAAUUUUCUCUAUCAUAGAAACCAUAUUUGAUAGUUGCCUAAGAUGACCCUCCGUCAAUAACAAGUCCUAAUGUUUAAAAAAAAUUGUAGUGUUUUAUAAUUAUCAAGGCAUAUUUAUCAAGAUAUGAACCCUAAAUUGAGAAUGUUCCGUUUUGUACAUAUCAGACGGUACAAAUGGCGCAUAGACUUGUCCCGUACGGAAGGCCACUGGGGCGGAUGGUUCCGUGGUUUGUCCGCCAGUUUCCUGUCUGCUCCCGCGCCGCGUCUACUGCUGCUUGCCUCCGUCGACGGACUCGACAGGGAACUGACCGUUGGACAGAUGCAGGGUAAAUUCCAAAUGCAAGUGUUGACACGAUGUGGUCAUGCAGUUCACGAGGAUACUCCGGAGGAGGUCGCACGAGUAAUAGCCGCAUUCGCCCUGCGACAUCGUCUCACAGUACCCACUGAGUCAGGACUUAAUAUGAACUUAAUAGCGGCCCCUGGAUGUUAAAUCUAGUUUAGUUAUUUUAACAGAGAGAGUAUUUUACAAAUUAACGCAAUAGAUAUAUUUAUUAUCCUAUGUUCGCAACGACGAUUGUCAAUGUUACAAAUGAAGAAAUAAAAAAAUGAGGUUUUACUAUAUAUUUUAAAUUAUUAAUAUAUAUUAAAGUAUAUGGUCUGUAUUCAUUUAAAUUGAAUAGCGGAAGAAUCAUAUAUAGUUAUGUUUUGUGACAAAAUUUUUGUUUUUUCGUUCCAAUGUUAAAGCCGCCCACCAGCAAAACGAGAUUAUGUUUUCAAGUUUACAGUAUUUGGUAUUUGACUAGACAUGGAAGGAUUUGCUUUGAAAUUUUUUACUCUGAAGGCAAAGGAAAUAUUGAUUAUACAGCCAUAACGCAUAAAAUGGAUUAGCGCUGAUCUAUGAAUUUUGCUGCGCCGAAACCAUCUAAGGGGUAACACAUUUUCUAUCUUUUGUCGUUUGUAUAUAAGUAUUUAAAUUAAACAAACAACUUCCUUUAUUUAAGAAUUAAACAUGAACAAACAACUUGUUCUUAUAUAAGUAUUUUUGGUUUACUCUUCUUAAAUAAACUAUUUAAUUUUAAUUUAUUAUUUAGUUAAGGCUGUUGCAAACAGGAGACUUAUUUUAUAAUUUUAAAAUCGUUCGCAAUCGCUUUUGACAUGUCAAUCCCAAUUUGACAGUUGAAAAAUAUUCACGAACGCCACGCUGCAACUAUUUGACAAGCGAUUGCGAUCGUGACGUUUUUUGAAAGAUAUUGAAUGAACGAUAUCCUUAAUUUAAUGUUCAUUGGAAUUGUUAAAGAGAAGGGUUAGACGCAAAUAUCUUUACAAGCUAUCAAGAAAUGUCAUACGAAAUUCUAUCUGCAAUAUUUCGCGUUUACUAAGUUUUUAU